This is a messenger RNA of Anolis carolinensis (green anole), 8422 nucleotides long. It is a transcript of the gene ankrd44, whose product is annotated as ankyrin repeat domain 44. Gene Ontology annotation, molecular function: protein binding. The coding region runs from base 215 to 3454 and encodes 1079 amino acids. Gene Ontology annotation, cellular component: ciliary inversin compartment. The transcript is spliced from 28 exons. The record is from RefSeq and is a predicted model, not a curated record. Gene Ontology annotation, biological process: protein localization to ciliary inversin compartment. Lineage: Eukaryota; Metazoa; Chordata; Lepidosauria; Squamata; Anolidae.
AGAGAGGCUGCGUUUGUUGCGCAUGCAUAUAGUGCGUGUGUCUGUCUACAGGGGGUGAUGUCAGUGCCCCGAAGUGAGAGCGAGAGCGGGCUUGGCUAGGGACCAGCAGCAGCAGCAGCAGAAGCAGCAGCAGCCACGGGCUCGCUCUCCCCUUGCCCUCGCCGAGCCAGGAGGAGGAGGGUCGCCAGUCCAUGCCUUUGAGCCAGGAGAGGGAAUGGCAGUCCUCAAGCUCACAGACCAGCCACCGCUGGUCCAAGCAAUUUUCAACGGUGAUCCUGAUGAAAUACGUAUGUUAAUCUACAAAACAGAAGAUGUUAAUGCUUUGGACACAGAAAAGCGUACCCCUCUUCAUGUCGCUGCUUUCCUGGGGGAUGCAGAGAUCAUUGAGCUCCUCAUCUUGUCAGGCGCCCGUGUCAAUGCCAAGGACAAUAUGUGGCUGACCCCUCUCCAUCGAGCAGUGGCUUCAAGGAGUGAAGAAGCAGUGCAAGUAUUGAUCAAGCAUUCAGCUGAUGUCAACGCGCGAGACAAGAACUGGCAGACGCCCCUCCAUGUCGCAGCUGCAAAUAAAGCCGUGAAGUGUGCCGAAGUGAUCAUCCCCCUCCUGAGCAGCGUCAACGUCUCUGACAGGGGUGGUCGGACUGCGUUGCACCACGCAGCCCUGAAUGGCCACGUUGAAAUGGUGAACAUGCUUUUGGUGAAAGGAGCAAACAUUAAUGCCUUUGACAAAAAGGACCGAAGAGCUUUGCACUGGGCAGCAUAUAUGGGCCACUUGGACGUUGUUUCCUUGCUGAUCAGCCAUGGUGCUGAAGUGACAUGUAAGGAUAAAAAAGGUUACACUCCUCUUCAUGCUGCGGCAUCCAACGGGCAGAUCAAUGUAGUGAAACACCUCCUCAAUCUUGGCGUGGAGAUUGAUGAAAUGAACGUCUAUGGAAAUACUGCACUUCAUAUUGCUUGUUAUAAUGGGCAGGAUUCUGUGGCUAAUGAGCUGAUUGACUAUGGCGCUAAUGUCAACCAACCUAAUAACAGCGGAUUCACUCCUCUGCAUUUUGCUGCUGCCUCUACCCAUGGAGCUCUUUGCCUUGAACUGCUAGUGAAUAAUGGGGCAGAUGUUAACAUUCAGAGUAAAGAUGGGAAGAGUCCACUGCAUAUGACAGCUGUACAUGGCAGGUUCACUCGGUCUCAAACCCUUAUCCAGAAUGGAGGAGAAAUUGACUGUGUUGAUAAGGAUGGCAACACACCUCUUCAUGUGGCUGCAAGAUAUGGACAUGAGCUCUUGAUUAACACCCUAAUAACCAGUGGAGCUGAUGCUACCAAAUGUGGUGUCCACCGUAUGUUCCCUUUGCACUUGGCAGCACUUAAUGCUCAUGCUGAUUGCUGUAGGAAAUUGCUGUCAACAGGACAAAAGUAUAGCAUAGUGUCCUUGUUUAGUAAUGAGCACGUGCUGUCUGCAGGCUUUGAAAUAGACACCCCAGAUAAAUUUGGAAGGACGUGCCUCCAUGCCGCGGCUGCGGGCGGUAAUGUUGAUUGUGUGAAACUCUUGCAGAGCAGUGGAGCAGAUGCCAAUAAAAAAGACAAAUAUGGAAGGACACCUUUGCACUAUGCAGCUGCAAAUUGUCAUUUCCAAUGUAUGGAGACACUGGUGACCAUGGGGGCCAAUAUUAAUGAAACAGAUGACUGGGGACGGACGGCUUUACACUAUGCUGCUGCCUCCGACAUGGACAGAAAAAGAAAGAAUGUUUUGGGUAACUCCCAUGGAAAUGCUGAAGAACUUGAAAGAGCCAAUGAGAUGAAGGAAAAAGAAGCUGCAUUGUGUCUAGAAUUCCUUCUUCAAAAUGAAGCUAACCCAUCCAUCCAGGACAAAGAUGGAUACAAUACAGUGCACUAUGCUGCUGCUUAUGGACACAGACAGUGUUUGGAACUGCUUCUGGAAAAAACGAAUAAUGUUUUUGAAGAAUCAGAUUCGUCAGCUACAAAAAGCCCUUUGCACUUAGCUGCCUACAAUGGUCAUCACCAAGCCUUGGAGGUGCUCCUUCAAUCUCUGGUAGAUCUGGACAUCAAAGACGAAAAAGGACGUACUGCCUUGGACCUUGCUGCAUUUAAAGGACACGCUGAAUGUGUUGAAGCUCUUAUCAACCAGGGUGCUUCUGUUACCGUAAAAGAUCAUGUCAGCCAGCGAACCCCACUUCAUGCCUCAGUCAUUAAUGGACAUACACCAUGUUUACGGCUUUUAUUAGAAGUAGCAGAUAAUCCUGAUGUGACAGAUGCCAAAGGACAGACUCCACUGAUGCUAGCUGUGGCUUAUGGGCACAUAGAUGCUGUUUCCUUGUUACUUGAAAAAGAAGCAUCUGUGGAUGCAGCCGAUGUCCUGGGAUGCACUGCUUUACAUCGAGGGAUUAUGACAGGACAUGAGGAAUGUAUUCAGAUGUUGUUGGAACAAGAAGUAUUGAUUUUGUGCAAGGAUGCCCGAGGCCGGACACCUCUACAUUACGCCGCAGCCCGUGGACAUGCCACGUGGCUGAGUGAAUUACUGCAGUUGGCACUUUCAGAAGAGGAUGAUAGUUUUAGAGACGAUCAGAAUUACACACCGUUACACUGGGCUUCUUAUAAUGGCAAUGAAAGCUGUAUAGAGGUACUGUUGGAACAGAAACCUUUCCAAACCUUUAGUGGGAACCUUUUCUCCCCUCUGCACUGUGCUGUAAUCAAUGAUCAUGAAAAUUGUGCAUCGCUACUCAUUGGGACUAUUGGUGCUGGCAUUGUCAAUUGCAAAGACGACAAAGGAAGGACGCCACUCCAUGCGGCAGCCUUUUCUGAUCACGUCGAAUGCCUGCAGCUUCUUUUAAGCCACAACGCCCAAGUCAACGCUGUGGAUAAUUCAGGGAAAACACCACUUACAAUGGCUGCUGAAAAAGGGCAUGUAGGGGCAGUAGAUUUUUUGGUGAACAACGCCAAGGCCGAUUUAACUUUGAAGGAUAAGGACUUGAAUACAUGCUUGCACUUGGCUAGCAGUAAAGGACAUGAAAAAUGUGCCUUGUUGAUACUUGACAAGAUACAAGAACAGAGCCUUAUUAAUGCAAAAAACAAUGCAUUACAAACACCUCUUCAUAUUGCUGCACAAAAUGGUUUGAAGAUGGUAGUUGAGGAGUUACUGGCAAAGGGAGCAUGUGUACGAGCAGUAGAUGAAAAUGGUCAUACGCCAGCCCUGGCUUGCGCUCCUAACAAAGACGUGGCUGACUGCCUGGCACUCAUUUUGGCUACCAUGAUGCCUUUUUCUCCUUCCAGUACAGUGAUGGCUCUCAACUUCGUUUCUUUUAAAAAAGACAAUUUGAGCAGGACGCAUCUCUGCAAUAGCUCCAGUAUGAGUAAUGCCAUUAACUCCUAUAGUAAAACAUUAAAUAAUGAUGUAGGAGCAGAAAACGGAUACAGUGAAAAUGAUUCUGAUUCUGAAACCUUUUGAUUUUAGCAUCCGGUGCUUCUUGCUUGGUUGCAUUUAGGUUUAGGUUGGUUUUCCCCCCUUAAAAAGAUCUGAAUAUCCUACCAUUACAGUUGACCUAUGCUUAUAACUGGUUAUGACUACAGCUAGGCAAUGAAAGCUUAUAGCUGGAGUUUGAACCUUUCUGAAAACUGGGAAAAAACAAUUAAAUGCAUUCUUGUUAAUCUUCUGCUACUUCCAGCUCUGUCGUAUGUUUCCAUAGGUCCUAAGGGCUUUUGUGGAAGUCUCUACCUCCUAUUUUAUGCAGAAAGCAACAGCUGCCUUUUUCCAUUUUAACAGCACAAGUACACAGGAACCACUGUGUAUAUAUUACUAUGUUAGCUGUAGUGUACUGUUAAUACAAUGACAUUUUCCAGGAUAGUGUUUGUAGCUCAUAGGAAGAAACUCCGAUCUUCCUUCCUUUUAUUGUUGUUUUUUUAGUCCUAUAGCCUCAGUUUUUAAGAUAUCUUUGUUAUACAAACCAAAGGAAAAGCCACAAAUGUGUUUAGUUUUUGUUUUCUUUUAGAAGAACUGCUAGUGUCAUCACUUUCUAUGGAAAUUUGAAAAAAAAUCUAAAUGCUACAUGUAUUAAGCACUCAAGUACACAAAAGGCACUUUUAAAAGCCAUUAGCCACACUGUCAUUUACAAUUUGAAAAUGUUUAGGACCAAAUUUUGUUUGUCUCUACUUGCAGCCAAGAGAUAUUAAGGCAGAUGUGAUUUGCCUUACUUUUUAUUAUUUCGCAAAAGUUUGCACGAUUUGCACUCUGCAGUUAAAGGAUCCCUAGAAAUUAAUGCCUAUGCUGCCAGGCAAUAAUCCAUUCUAAGAAAAAACAAAUUUCAUUUGAUAAUGUUUGAUAUGUUUAAAUUUAAAUUGAUUUCUUUCUUUUUUUACUUUCUGAAUUGAGGGUGUAGAUUUUGUCUUAAGCAUUGUCCAGUUUUUAAAAAUCUGUAACAUAUGAGCUAUAUUGAGUUGCUUUACACUGUAAUAGCUAUUACCGCACUUAAGAUAGAGCAGUUUAAACCAAAACACAUACAAAAUGGAAAAGCCAAGCAAUCAUCAGGAAAGUCAUAAGGAAAUUGUGAGAUACUAAAAAGGCCUACUAACAUCAGCUUCCUUACUAAACCUCUGCAUUAUGAAUAUCUACUCCUUCUGCCAAAGCUUCUAGGUCAAACGGACCCUGUUCCUCACCCGAGAAAGAUGUACAGAAAGAGGAAUGAGACUCUUAAAAAUACAAAGAACUAACCAGCUAUAUCACAAGGACCAAAAGGCGUCAGUAUCAUCAAUGGGAAGACUUUAUUAUUUUUUAACAAUGCAGGUGAAAAAAAACUUUUCUAAUAACACAUGCACACACAGUGUUUUAUGUAAUUAAAAGACCUGGCUGUAUUGUACACCUAAAGACACAAAUUUCUAGUAGAUACUUGGACAUUUGUAACUGAUGAUGAUGUGUUGAUCACAAUUUAUUUUUCCAGACUAGAUAAUGUUCAUACUUUUAAUGUUAAAUGUGUUUAUAUUUAUUUGAAAUGAAACAAGUGCCCAGAAAAAAAUGACCAUGGUUUGUUUCUACUCGUUAGUUCUUUUACGUCUUACUAGCUAUUAAUUUAGGCCUAGUAUAUGUGGUUUUAUAAGAAAAGUGGGUACAUGAUGUUUGGUUCUUAUACAGCAAGCUGUGUGUAAUAAAAAGAAAUGCUCUGUUUAUGCCUAGUUUGGCAAUGGGGAAUACCGAUAUAAGAUGCAUGAUUAAUAGUAUUGAUUCCCAGGUGUACGUCCAUGUUGGAUUUAUUCUUUUAAUAAGGAAAUGGUGCUCAUAGGACAAACCAAAAGACGAACAGUAGUGUUGGAAGGAAACCACAUCUCCUUAACAUUAAGAUUAAAAAGAAAAUUGAUCUUCAUCCCACAACAUAUAAUAGAUAUUUUUUAACCCCAUUGCAUAAUUCGCACAGAAAUAGGCCUGCAAUAUAGUUCUUCUAGGAGGUUGUGGUGUGAUCACGAAAUUAGCUGUUUACAUUUACCUCAUGUAGACGAAACACAGUUGGGAUAACAAAUGUUUGCUUAAACCUGAUUAAAUCCUUGAUUUUUGAAUAUUUGUUGUCACAAAUAUUGACAAGGCAGAUUGGAGUGGCUUUAUAGUACUGUUUUGCUACUGAAAUCAAAAAGAAAGUGGGACAAUUAUUUAGCCCAGGAAAUAUAUCAUUUUUUUUUUUGCUAUUGGGGUCUUUGCUUUUGUCAGUGCUAACAUCUGAAGAGACAAAAAAGAUCUGCAGGGAUUUUUACAGUAUGUAAAUAGAAGUAAGCAGAAUUAAGUGUGGGUCUGUAGUUGCACUGUGGCUUUAUUUGGGGAAUAUUUAUUACCCUAAGUAUAAUUAUUUCCCCAGCAAAAAAAUGCUGAUUUUAUUCUGUGAAUGCUAAAACAGUUUCUGCAUUCCUAAGCAAACUGCUCUUUAAAUCAGGGUUGAAUCCAGAUGUAAAGAAUGUCUUGUCCCUUUCUCUUCUCAGCAGCACUUUCCCCUGAAAUUUUUACACAUAAAAGUCAGAGGAACUUAGUGAAUGGGAUCCUCUAUGUUGCCCAUGAGAUAUAGACAUUUUAUUUGAUAUGUGGGUAUGAUUUACUGGAUCCAACCUAACAUUCCUAGAGCAGUUUUACACAUUUUGUUUAAUGAUGACAAUGAAAUCCAAAAUAACUGUACAUUUGAAAGCAUGCAUUUUUAAAAAUUGCCAGCCUUCUAUAACAAAAUAUCUUCCUCCUUAUAACUUGCAUGUGUUUUAAAGUGCAAUGAAAGAAGUCCCUGGUUGUGAGCCUGGUUUUCACCAAGGUCUUGAGAAAGUGUGAUCAGGCUGUAGGGGUGCCAUAAAACGCAAUGCAAUUGAAGAUGUGACCACAGACAUGUCAAGCAACAACCUUUAUGGAGUGUUGUGUGGUUUCCGGGCUGUAUGGCCAUGUUCUAGCAGCAUUCUCUCCUGACGUUUCACCUGCAUCUGUGGCUGGCAUCUUCAGAGGAUUUCUCUGAAGCUCAGUAGAUGAGGCAGGGCAGUUCUGGCAACUGUACGAAACAAGCAGAGAGGUGGCUUUUUACAUGCACUUUAAGAAGGAAAAGACUUCUGUGAUGUGUGAUGCAGUAAUUUCGGUCUAGAUUGAUGAUGCAUGCUACAACGUGUUGUGUUUAGAUUCUCAGAAGAUGAGAUCCUGCAGCAUAUAUGGCAAGGAACACAUUUGGUCUGGGAAGAAUAAUAAGUUCAAUUUCAGGGGAAAGACAGGAUAUCAAUCAAACUGAUCUAUCAUAAAUAUUGACAGUAUUCCACAAGUUUUAAAAGCCUAACUUGAAUAAGAACAAACCGUCUUAGAUGUUUUGCUUUUUCUGAGGACUUCUCAAAUGCCUACAAUAAUAGUAUAAGCUAUGCAGUAUUAGGACAGGUAAUAAGAGGAACAUAAAUGACCAAGGAAGAUAAAUCACUGGCUAUCUGCUAGUGAGAGUUAAACAAUCAUGGGAAUCCCAUCUAUCAAAUAUUGUCUGACCUCAUGGAUGAGACUAUUGGGAAUUCCAGUUGUGCAAAUAUACGUCAGCUCCUGGAAUGCUGUGUGUCACUCAAAAUGAUAUUUUCCACUCUGCUUACCCUGUAGUGACUCAAUACAUUCCUCAGCAUAUCAGUUGGAAGUAAUUAGGGGAUUUGCUUUUUUGCACACUUUUCAUGCAAGUAAGCACAACUGAAUAAAGUUGGACUUACUUUCACAUUCAUGUCUUUAGGAUUGAGCUGAAUAAGUGUGUCAUACAUUUCUUCCCCACCACUUAACCCCCAAUCUAUUGGAAAGACAAUGUUUUAAAUUAGACAGUUGCAAUAUUUUUGAUAAUGUAUGAUUUGCUUAUAAAAGAAAAAGUGAAAUCCACAACCAUGAAAAAGAAAUAAAAUAUUUGCAAUCAGCUUCAGUGGGAUAUGGAUUACACUCUAAUUGUUCUUUUAUCUAAAUGGCAAUACUGUUUUGUAGUAGACAAGGUACUGUAUUUAAGCUAUAGUAAGUAUCAGGUUUGGUCUGGUUUGAUUUGUUAAAGAUUUCUUUGUCAGAGGCUAAAUGUUGUUUGUUCCACUGAAACCAGUGGGGUUUGCUUUCGAAUAAAUGUGUUUAGGACAGAGAAGCAUGGCCUGGAUGAUGAGUAGUAAUGCAUGCAUCUUCUCUACAUUCAUAUUUCUGCAUUAACAACUCCUAUUUAAUUCUUGUGAAACUUCAACUGCGGGGUUGUAAUGCAUGGCACUUACUGCUUGCUGAUCUCUGUUGUUUCAACUGUAAGAUGAAAUAGCUCAGGGGAUUUCUGUUUUAUCACUACUAAAAGGGCACCAUGUUAUGUUUUGGUACUUCUUGCAGCAAACAUCUGCUGCGUUUGACUAUGAAUUAUGACAAAUGCUUAAACCCAUUUUUGUCUACCCUGUUUUAGAAACUUGACGAUGUAACUGGGUUUCAUCUUUUAAGAAACUUUUAGAGUGCCUUUUUAUAUUUCUGUAUGCUGAGUAUGUAUUGUGAAAAUGUCUUUCUUUCAUUUGAGUGAUACUGAAGCAAUAUAAUACCUAUACAUUUUCAUUUCAAAUCUUAUUUGAAUGUUUUUUUCCUUUUAUAAAACAAAAUUCUACUUGUGUUAACAUGGAAAUUAAUAUGCUAAAUUGUGCAUAACUUUUUGAAGUGCUGCAAACAACUUUCUUAUUACACAAAGAAAACCUUAGGUCAGUGUUAUUGGGAAGGGUGUUUUAAAAUGGUGACAAUCUUGAGUGUGUAUAAAAUACAAUUAUAUGUGUUUGUAAUGCAGUGAUAUACAUAUUAAAAGCCAAUAUCUAAUGUUUUGUAGUUUUGUCUUCAUAUUUUAUGCUUUUAGCAUGUGCAAUAUAUCUUUACAAACCAUGGUGAUAUGAAUCUGGUGCCAGUGUUACAUUUUGUAUGAAAUGUUUGUAAUAAACAAUAUGAAAUAUU